Syngnathus acus (greater pipefish) is the source of this 1268-nucleotide messenger RNA. RefSeq names its product protein THEM6-like. Bases 233 to 847 code for a protein of 204 amino acids. Lineage: Eukaryota; Metazoa; Chordata; Actinopteri; Syngnathiformes; Syngnathidae. The transcript has 3 exons. The record is from RefSeq and is a predicted model, not a curated record.
CUAGAACAUAACAAGUAGCAGGCGUAUUUGAUGAAUUAAAGAACAAAUAAAAAUAAAAACUAGGGGCAGCAAUUAGGUAAUGCAAGCGCGGAACCAGUUUAGUUCCUGCCUUGUCUCGUGACGUCACAGACCCGGAAAUCAUGCGGAUACGCUGGCUGUACCCUCGAGCAGAACACCGGUUUCUUGGUCUCAUCGCAGCAGAUGGUAGUGCUCCCUUAGCAACUCACGAGACAUGCUGCUGUUGCUGCUGCUGCUAGGCCUCCUGGUGCUCUUCUGCACUGUGGACGUGUGGUAUUUCCUGCGGGCAGUCCAAGUGAUGAUCCAAUCCUUGUUCCAGCCACGCAUACAUGAUGUGCUGGCAGAGCAACGCGUCGACGGCAUGGUCCUCCCCCAUGACGUGGACUACAAGGGCCACAUGAACAACUCGCGCUACCUGCGCGAGUGUGACUUUGCCCGUUUCCACCACUACAUGCGCAAUGGGCUCUUCAUGGCCUUGUGCAGGAUGGGGGCUAAGAUGGUGAUCGGGGCCUCCACCAUCCGCUACCGGCGUUCCUUGGGGUUUGCCGAGACGUUUGAGAUCCGCACCAGAGUGCUGGGCUGGGACGACAAGGCCUUCUACCUGGAGCAGCGCUUCGUGUCCAAGAAGGACGGCUUUGUGUCUGCUGUGUUGCUCUGCAGGCAGAAUGUGGUGCACAGCAGCCCUGAGGAGAUUGUUGAGUUUGUCUGCAAAAAGAAGAUCCAAUGUCCUCUGCUGGGCGAGGAUGUGAAGCACUGGAUCAACUUCAUUUCAGCCAACAGCCAAGCCCUGAGGGCCGAGAGUGGACUGGUGCAGAAGAAGGACGAAUGAACGCAUGCAUAUCGUUAGCAAUACAAACACGGUAGAGGGCCAUCCCAGGCCUCAUGAUAUUUCCUUUUCCCAGUUUGUUACGAAUAUUAUUUUUUCUGGCGUAUAUGAUGUACUACGGAGAUAUGAUCAUGAAAGUGAGCGAUACGUUCACACAGGCAUGCGGAAGCAACUUGAUCUCCUGCCAAGACAGGAGAAUGUGUGCGCACUUCUGAGGAGUUGGUUGUCCAGUACUUGAUACAAAAAAAUUGCACAAAAAAAGCUUCCCAUAGAGAAACGUCAAUAUUUUAUCAUAAAGGGAUCAUUUGCUGUUUUGAUGGGUGGUAUUUAAAACUCUUAAUGUAAUGUUGCAGGCAACUUUGAAUGACAAUGCAGUACGCAGAUAAUAUAAUUUAUUUAUAAACCUUGCACUUCAUCUUCUGAC